Diplodia corticola is the source of this 1647-nucleotide messenger RNA. Its product is annotated as cytochrome p450. The transcript has 6 exons. The record is from RefSeq and is a predicted model, not a curated record. Gene Ontology annotation, molecular function: heme binding; monooxygenase activity; oxidoreductase activity, acting on paired donors, with incorporation or reduction of molecular oxygen. The coding region runs from base 1 to 1647 and encodes 548 amino acids. NCBI's taxonomy places the organism in Eukaryota, Fungi, Ascomycota, Dothideomycetes, Botryosphaeriales, Botryosphaeriaceae.
AUGGCGCUUAGGGAGGUCUUCUCUUCCUUCACUUACGAUGCCACUGCCGGCCAUGGCCGUAAUGGGCCUCACACCUCGCUCCAGAGCUUCUUGUUCGCUGCGCCCUUGGUCGUCGCUGUUCUCGGUCUGCUCUACGUGUGGGUUGGGCGCAACAGACUCAUCUCCGGCUUCCCCCUUGUGAGGGCAGACGAGACGUCCAAGUACAGUUUCGAGAAGGCGCAGGCGGAGUGGAACGUCGGUGCGCACAAGCUCAUCGAGAAAGGGAUCGAGCAGGUCAAAGGAGCCUUCCAGGUCGUCACAGCCAUCGGGCCUAGAAUCAUCCUGCCGAACAAGUUCGCGGACGAGAUCAGGAACGAUCCGCAUCUAAACUCCACGGAUGCUAUAAACCGAGAGUUCUUCGGAGACUAUCCCGGCUUCGAGGCCUUCGCCAUCUUGAAAGAGAGGGAUAUCUUCCAAGAGGCCAUCAGGAUCCGGCUCACCCAGUCUCUGAACUUUGUCACCGAGGACCUCGCAUCCGAAGCGCGCGCCGUCUGCACCGAAGCGAUUCCACAAAGCAAAGAAUGGCGCCCCACCCCCCUCAAGCCCCUGAUAAUGGACCUCGUCGCGCGCGUCUCGCAGCGCGUCUUCGUCGGCCCGCGCGCGUGCCGCGACGCCGAGUGGCUCGCCAUCACCAAGCGCUACACGGUCGACGCGUUCGGCGCCGCGCGCGAGCUGCGCGCGUGGUCGCCGCUGCUGCGGCCCUGGGCGCACCGGUUCCUGCCGUCGUGCCGGCGCGUGCGGGCGGACUUGGCGGCGGCGCGGCGGAUCGUGGGGCCGGUGGUGGAGGCGAGGAGGGAGGAGGUGAGGCUGGGGAGGGAGAGGGAGAGGGCGGAGGGGAAGAAGGCUGGUGGUGGGGGGGUGGAGAAGGUGGCGGAUGCGGUGGGGUGGUUGGAGGAGAGCGCGAGGGGGAGGCCGUUCGAUCAUGUGUGUGGGCAGUUGGCGUUUGCGGUGGCGGCGACGUUUACGACGACGGAGCUGACGAGCGUGUGCGUGUUGAAUCUGUGUGCGUAUCCGGAGUAUGUGGAGCCGUUGCGGCGGGAGAUCGUGGAGGUGAUGGGGGAGGGGCCGGAGGGGGAGGGAGGCGGGGGGGAGGCUCGGUGGAGGAAGGCGGCGUUGCAGAGGUUGAGGCUGAUGGACAGCUUCAUCAAGGAGUCGCAGAGGCUGCAGCAUGAGGUUAGAGCGACCAUGACCCGCCUCACCCGACAGGCCGUCACCCUCUCCGACGGCACCACGCUGCCCAAGAACGCGCUGAUCAUGGUCGGCACCGACAUGGCCAUGGACCCGGCCGUCUUCCCGGACCCGCACGCCUUCAACGGCCGGCGCUUCCUCGAGAUGCGCGAGCGGCCCGGCCAGCAGAACCGGUGGCAGCUGGCCACCACCAGCCCGGAGCACCUCGGCUUCGGCCACGGCGCCCACGCCUGCCCCGGCCGCUUCUUCGCCGCCAACGAGGUCAAGGUGUUGCUGGUCUUCCUGCUGAUGCGGCACGACUGGAAGCUGCCCGAGGGAGUGACCGAGAAGCCCGAGUUGAGGAGGUGGGCGCACGAGAAGUUUGUGGAUCUGGAGGAGCGGGUCAUGGUGAGGAGGCGCGACGAGGAGAUUGAGCUGUAA